This is a messenger RNA of Cataglyphis hispanica, 3088 nucleotides long. It is a transcript of the gene Tango6, whose product is annotated as transport and Golgi organization protein 6 homolog. The coding region runs from base 281 to 3088 and encodes 935 amino acids. The record is from RefSeq and is a predicted model, not a curated record. Lineage: Eukaryota; Metazoa; Arthropoda; Insecta; Hymenoptera; Formicidae. Gene Ontology annotation, biological process: protein secretion. The transcript is spliced from 8 exons.
AUUUUCUCCUCAAUUUCCUAUGAUUUCCAUUCAUUUUUUAAUGAUGCAUUUAAAUACAAAAGCAUAUGUAACCAACAUAAUUAUAUUUCAUUUUAUUAUAUUAUCAUUUUAUUAUUCAUUUUAUUAUAUACAAAUUAAUUAAUUUUUUAACAUAUGAAUGGCAUAUAUAAGUUACGCAGUAAAGUUGCAGUAACAUGCUUGUCACGUAUCACGUGAUUCUGUGUAGUGUAGAGUUUAAUGGAAUCUAACCUAAACUGACUUUAUAAGUGAUCAAAAAGAAAUGUCAGAGAAAACGGAUUAUUACGAAGUGUUAUCCACAUUGAUAUCUAAUAGUGAUGAUGAUCAUGCUAAGAACUUUGAUGACAAGCUGGCGCGAAUAUUGGAAAAAAUAAUGCCGCUUUUACCAGAAGAUGUAAGGCAAUUGAUAAGAGAUGUCAAUAUCAGAGAUCAAUAUCUGCAAAUAAUAAUUUAUAUACUACACAAUAUUAAAAAAGAAAAUGCAAAAAUAGAUACUGAUGCGCUCAUUAGUGUGAAGCAAUAUCGUUCUUUAAAUAUUGCAGUAGAAUUAAUAGUAUCAAUUGGAAUUAUACCUCUUCUAUUACCUGGUGUUGGUAUAGAUAUGACUAAAUUAUGUCCCAAAGCUGUAAAAAUUUUUCAAGAGAAAGAGGAAUUAAGCUGCCUAGAAAAAUAUGAACGAUUAUGUUUUUCAACACAUUCACUCCUGGAUCUUUUUGAUGAUCUCAAUUUACGACCAGCUGUACUUUCCCAAAUUGGCCCUCUAAUGGCUGCUCUAUUACAAUUGUCUCAUGCUCCACUGGCUAAACCAUCAAGCAAAGUUCAAUCAAUCUCAAAUUUGAAUAAACAGGAAUUUCAUAUGACAAUAGAAGAAUAUCAAAAGCUGCAAAAUCGCCAAAAAGAAUUUCAUGCUAAAUUUAAUUCAUUAUUAAACAAUUGCCCGCAAUAUAUAUGUUUCCGGGAAUUAAUGAUAAUUCUUGGAAUGCAAAACGCGCCAAAAUGGCUGCGUAAAGAAACUCAGAAUUAUUUAAUUAAAAUACUUGUACAAUCAAAUGGAGUCUUAUCGUUAAUCGCCGCAAUUUGCGAAAAUGAUCUGGAUCUAGGUGCAGAUUGGAAGAAAUUAGAAACAGUUUCUAAGUUGAUAGCAGCAUCACAUGGAAAGAAUGCCGAAGAAUAUUAUAAAGCUAUAUGUCCACAGAUUUUAAAUCUGCUCUCUUCGGGAAAUAUAAACCAUGGUUCAAUGAUAGCAAAUUGCUGUAUCAAAGCCCUGUAUGAUUACAAUCCGGAUGCUUGUCAGAAAUAUAUCGUAGAAGUUAUUUGUGCACCUUUAUUAACAAAGGAACCAUACGUUGUAAAAUCUGAGAAGGAAAUAGAACAGAGUAUAGAUUGUUUAGCAAAAUGUUUUUUAACGGAAGAUGCCAAGUUUAAGCAUAUAUCUUGCACAGUUAUUUUGCAUGUCGCUACUCCUUUAUUUUGCCUGUACAAUACAGUUCGCGAAAGUGCUUGCAUAUUAAAAACAAAUUUACGACGACUGUUAUUGAAAAUUCUUGAGGAAGAAGCUAUGCGAGAAAAACUUUACGCAACUUUUCUAGGACAUGAUACAUCGGCAGAAUUCGGAGAUUACGUGAUGGCACAGUUUGGACCAACCGGUGGUCUCCAGAUUAUUGGCUUCAAUAAAAAUUUGAAAUACGAAGAAUUAGCUGAUACCGUUUUUGAACUGGUAUCCAUUGCAAAAGAUUUAUCUCCCAGCUUAUUCUGUUAUAUGUUAAAAUUUCUAUCGAAUAUAAAUAAGUCCAACAAAGUUGAACAACAAAAAAUGCUGGAGACGGAAGAUGAUAAAAUAGAACACAUCACGAUGCUAUUUGCGGCUCACAAACUUCUAUCGCAACUAGCCAACACUAGUACCGUUCAAGAAGCACAAGUAAAAAAUCCCACGCCACUGCUUUCGUUUAUAAGGUCGUUGUUCGAUACAUAUACAAAAAGCUACCAAGGCAAAACAGAAGAAAACGAUUGCGAAAUGCUGUACAUCAGCUUAAUGUUGAUAAAAUUUUUGGUUGAGAAAAAAACUGCUCCCGAAAUCGACCUCUUAAAAGAUUUCGCUACGUUUUUAGAGAACCAUCGCAGGAAUUCGAAUUUGCCGAUACAACUUAGGUCACUGAUUGACGAAGUGGUAGCCUGCAUCAUAAUGUAUGAUCCAAAUGAAAAAUCCCGAGUCAGUAUCGAAGGAAAAAAAUAUUAUCAAGACAUGUCAAUAAAUCCAAUCACGUCAAAUAAAUUUGACGAAGCCAUUAAGGAUCUCGCGGACCCGUUACUUCCUGUUCGUGCGCAUGGUCUCAUAACGCUUACGAAACUAAUCGAGAGUAAAGAUCCUUGCGCCGUCGCACGAAAAGGGAUCAUUCUGCGUUUGUUCCAGGAAAAUUUGAAACAUGAAGACUCAUUCGUAUAUCUAGCAUCUAUUAAUGGACUAUGCAUAUUGGCAACUGCAUUCCCGAAAGAAAUCAUAGAGAUUCUAAUGCCUGAAUACAUCGAUAUGCCUAAUCGUGCAGACGCGGAAAUAACCGUCGAAACUAGGAUAAAACUCGGGGAAAUAUUGGUCAAGACAACGAGAGCUUUAGGUGAAAUGAGCGUAGUUCAUAAGAACACUCUAGUAAACGGUUUUUUAUGCGCGACGCGUGAUUCGGACCCCUUGGUACGAGCCUCCAGUCUCUCUUGCUUGGGAGAACUCUGCAAGGUGUUGAAUUUUCGAUUAGGAAACAUUCUCAUCGAGAUUCUUUACUGCAUCACGUGUAUAAUAAAAUCGGACAAAAUACCCGAAUGCCGUCGUGCCGCUGUGCUAGUAGCUACGCUUCUAUUUCGCGGCCUCGGCCGGAAUACAUUGAGUAGUCUUGGUAGCGAUUUAGUCGACUUGUAUCGUGGAUUAAAGUACUUGCGUGAUAAUGAUGACGAUCCCGUACUACGGCUUCACGCUCAAUUGGCCUUGGAGGAGAUCGAUUACAUUGUACGGGAUUUUCUAUCCGCACCGUCUAAACUUGAAAAAAGAAUAUUUUUGUUGGAUCCACCGUCAAUUCCAUGA